AUGAGUGUAACUCAAAAAGAUAUAUCUGGGGAGGAAUCCUCAACGUUAUAUUCAUCACCAAAGACCACACAAUCGGACGGGUAUUCUGCAGAUGUGGCAGAAUCCAGGCUACAGGAUACCAACAACGGGGUUCAACAGCAGUUGAAAGGGACUAGGAAGGGAAGAAGUCGUGCUUUGCAAGGAUUGCUUGAGGAAGCAUGUAAGUAUCACUCACAGUAUGAAUACACUUUGCCCAGAGGGUUCCUAAGGAACAGGAGCCAACCUGGAAAAUCAUCACAGGAACUUGAGGAGGAUGAGUCUAUUGAUGAGAAAGUCGCAAGACCGAAAAGUACUAGGAAACGGUCAGAAUCGGUCAAGAGAAACAGUCCCUCAGCUGCUGGAAGGAGAAAACAAAGGAGUACAAGAAGUAAGUCAACUAGCCCCUCGAGUGAUUCUCCCGUACCUACGAAAAUUCAGAAUGAGAACGCCUUCGAGGCAGCAGGUAAUAAUGGCGUACGUCACAUCUCUAAGAACCAGGAAGUAACUUUUGUCAAGCAAGAUCAGGAACUCUUUAAUAUUCCUUACGAUAUGAUUGACAUUGAAUACUUGGAGCAAAAUGAGACAUACAAAGAUCAUCCACUGCCCUCUGCAUUUUUGACUGCUAAGAGACAUCAGAAUGAUAUAAGCGUCCUAACAGUGGCAUUGAAAUCUCCUUUGUUCUCAAAUUACUCUGAGGAAUACCAUAUAGACUUUUCGAAAGAUAGUCGAAUUUACAACCCAAUGAGCGAGUUGGGCAAGUUGAUUGAAUAUUCGGCAAUCAUUUUCCUACCAGCAGCUUAUGCUGAUACAGUGAAAAAAACCAUCAUCCCCGGUUUAAACAAGGCAUUUGAUACUUCAAAUGACGAAGAGUUUGCCGAGGUCAUUAACAAUUACAAUAAAAUACUCAAGCAAGUACCGCGAGGUGAAGUGAUUAAACACUUGGCACAACGAAAGAACGUUCCUCGUUCUUUUUUUCAUGAUUUUCUACACAUUGUCUACACAAGAAGCAUACACCCCAACUUUAGAAAACUGAAGGAGUACGAAGCAUUCAGCAAUUAUGUUUAUGGGGAAUUGCUGCCUUCAUUUUUAUCAGAAGUUUACUCGCAAUGCGGUAUGAACUCUGAAUCGGUCUUCAUGGAUCUCGGAUCCGGUGUGGGUAACUGUGUGGUUCAAGCUGCAUUAGAAUACGGUUGCAAGUUAAGUUUUGGCUGUGAAAUCAUGCCAAAUGCGAGUGCUUUGACCGAACUACAACAUGAAGAGCUUGUUAAACGGUGCAACUUAUUCGGUUUGAAACUACAUCCCGUGGAAUUCUCCUUGAGGAGAAGCUUUGUUGAUAAUAGACGAGUGGAUGAACUGGUACCACAGUGCGACAUUAUCCUUGUGAAUAAUUUUCUUUUCGAUAAUACUAUGAACCAGAAGGUUGAAGGCAUUCUACAAAAGGUGAAAACAGGCUGCAAAAUCAUAACGUUAAAGAACUUAAGGCCUUUCGGAUACACGAUAAAUUUCGAAAACGUCGACAGCAUAUUGAACAGACUACACGUUGAAAGGUUCGAAUUGAAAGAGAAUAGCGUUUCUUGGACUCAUAGAGGUGGUGAAUAUUUCAUUUCAACUGUUCUUCCUGACAUGGACGAAUCUCUAUUCGAUCCAAGCAUGCGAAAACGGAACAUCAAGAGACCUGCUCAUUAUACUCGCUGA
Messenger RNA from Torulaspora delbrueckii, 1713 nucleotides. RefSeq names its product histone methyltransferase DOT1 (gene DOT1). Gene Ontology annotation, biological process: subtelomeric heterochromatin formation; DNA damage checkpoint signaling; DNA repair. Gene Ontology annotation, molecular function: histone H3K79 methyltransferase activity; histone binding. The record is from RefSeq and is a predicted model, not a curated record. Lineage: Eukaryota; Fungi; Ascomycota; Saccharomycetes; Saccharomycetales; Saccharomycetaceae. The transcript has a single exon. The coding region runs from base 1 to 1713 and encodes 570 amino acids. Gene Ontology annotation, cellular component: nucleosome; nucleus.